This is a messenger RNA of Panicum virgatum (switchgrass), 1000 nucleotides long. RefSeq lists its product as uncharacterized. The transcript has 3 exons. The record is from RefSeq and is a predicted model, not a curated record. NCBI's taxonomy places the organism in Eukaryota, Viridiplantae, Streptophyta, Magnoliopsida, Poales, Poaceae. Bases 305 to 817 code for a protein of 170 amino acids.
AUCAGGAAUUGCAGCGAUCUCAGACAUGCUGGCACGGUGAUUGUUCACUCGCCGUCGCUUGAGGAGUUCAGCUUGGAGAUAAGUAAUCAUGACAUCUGCUGCAUUGACAUUGUGGCCCCGGUGCUUAAGGAGGUGACAGUGGAGGCCUAUAUUGACAUAAGCUUCACUUUGUCCUUCUUGGCCCCAAUGGUGAAAAAACUUAGAUGGAGUUAUGAUUAUGGCUACGUUUUUGUUGGGUUCGACCAAAUAUGGCGACUCAUGAGCAUAACGGUUGCGUGAGCUAGAUGAAUUCCAUGUCGUCUCGAUGAGCAUAAUGACUACUACUCAAAAUGGUGUUCUCGAUGCAGAAUGGAGCAUUGGACAGGUGAUAGCUCAUCUUCCUGUGGCUGCCUUUUCUAUUUUAGAGCUGGAUCUCAAAACAGAGGAGCAUACUUUUGGACCAAUGAUGUUACGUCUGCUUCGAAUUCAACCGACUAUGCAAAGGCUUAAGGUGGUCCUAGCACGUAACAAGGUACGAGUGCCAUGCCCAGUAAAUUGUCCGUGUGAACAUCCUAUCAACUGGAGAAGUGAAGAUGUCUCUUUGGCUAAUCUUGAAGUCGUUGAGAUUCAUGGCCUGCAAGGAGAAGAUGAUGAAGUUGAUUUCCUAAAAAUCAUACUCCGAUGUGCAACAGUGCUUCAGAGAUUGACGAUGACUAUUUCUGAUGGCGUCUCACCAAGCAACAAUGGCUAUGAGAAGAUCUGCAGUAUUAUGAAGGAGUAUCCUGAUGUGGAAUGCCAUAUGAUGGCAUCCGGUUCUGAGGGGAUUCUUUAUCCAUGAUUAGAAGAAUAUUUGCAAAUGGCAACCAGCGACAUCCUUAUGCUUUCAUCAGUUUUUAUCUUGCUGAUAUGUUUUGCUGGAGAAUUUCUAUGCAAGUUUCAUGACUUAAUAAAUUUGGCGAAACAAUGAUUUGUAUCCAGAUCAAGUAUCUCUAUAAAAAGAAAAGCCCAAGUUUAGUGUAAA